Bicyclus anynana (squinting bush brown) is the source of this 1183-nucleotide messenger RNA. RefSeq names its product trypsin CFT-1-like. Lineage: Eukaryota; Metazoa; Arthropoda; Insecta; Lepidoptera; Nymphalidae. Bases 1 to 744 code for a protein of 247 amino acids. Gene Ontology annotation, biological process: proteolysis. The record is from RefSeq and is a predicted model, not a curated record. Gene Ontology annotation, molecular function: serine-type endopeptidase activity. The transcript has 5 exons.
AUGCGUUGCUACGGCUUUCUAGCGUUCCCAUCGCAGCAAGACAGAAUAGUCGGAGGAUCAGUAACCACGAUUAACACCUACCCUUUCGCCGUAUCGCUACAGGUUUCCUGGAACAAUGUACAAUUUAGCCACACGUGCGGUGGUACCAUCCUUAACAACCGUGCCAUGCUCUCGGCGGUACAUUGCUGGGUGAACAACAAUGUCGCAAGCAGAUUCCGUUGCAGAGCGGGUUCCACAAAUAGAAGCAGCGGUGGAUGGCAACACAACGUGGCACAGCUUAUUGGCCAUCCCCAUUACAGCCCCAGGAACCACGACAAUGACAUCGGCGUGGUCAGAGUCGCUACUGCCUUCCAGAUCGGUGCAGCCACCGUGCGAGCUGGCAACAUCGCUGGAGCCAAUCACAAUGUUCCAGACAACCGCGACGUUGUUGCUAUUGGAUGGGGAAGAACAUCUACAAAUGGAGCCGGUUCAGAACAACUGCGACACGUUGUCCUGAGGACUGUCAAUCAAGCCAGAUGCAAUAGUGACUUUAGUGGAAUCAUCACUGCCAACAUGUUGUGCGCGAACUGGCACGAUGGGUCUAGAGCCACCUGCAACGGUGACUCUGGCACUGGUCUCCUCUUGAACAACGUCGUCGUAGGAGUUUGCAGUUUCAUGGGCUGGGACGGCUGUGGCUCAACUCGCUGGCCUUCUGUUUUCGCCAGAGUUUCUAGAUACGCGACAUGGAUUCGAAACCAUGCGUAAAAUUUGCGAUUGUAUUUAAUAAAAUGAUUUUAUUCUAUACUUUGCGUGCCCACAAAAUUACCUCAAAAAGUGUUCUGAGGGCCUAGUGGUAGUUAGAUACUGUGGCGAUCGCGUAGACGUAAACGUUAAUUUCUAUGGAAUUGAAACAUCGCCAUCUGUUAGCACUAUUGCACAACAGGUCAAUUCUAUAUAAAGCCGCGUUUACGUUAACGCGAUAGUAACAGUAAGAAAAUAUUGAAAACUCCCACUAGGCACCCUGAACUCAAUUACUCUACUGGGCGCAAAUGCUCAAUUUUACUUGACAUCUUAAGACUUGCUCAUCUGGUGAAAAUAAGUGGAUAGUAUAAAAUCAUUUAUUUAAUAGUCAUUAUUGAUAAUGCGUUUCCGACAAAUAAAGUGAUCUAUGUAACUUUGAUGUGUGUUAAAUUAUAUUUAUUUA